AACAAUUUAUUAAUUAAAAAUUUAUACAUCACUCAAAACUAUAAUUUUAUGAAGUUUUCAUAAAAACCAAGAACAACUUUUGAAGUAAGUUAAUACUUUCCUGGACCAGGCUACUAUAUAAGCUAAGAUCAAGAAUAAGUUAGAUAGUAGCAAAAUUCUCAUAAUUUAACAACUUUUGGAAAAAAGGAAAGAUUUAAUUCUUCAUUAGAACCUGAUUAAUCCAAAAUUGGUCCUGGAAGUUAUAAAGUCACUUAAAGCGACUUUGAAAAGUAUAAUUAGGACAGAUAAGAUAAUAAAAAAGCAAGCUAAAAAGUGAAUGAUUAGCCAUAAAUCAGAAUAAAUGCCGUUCCAUCUAUUCCUUCUAAAAAUGUAAAAGAAGGAUACCAGGAAAUAGGAGACGGGUUGUUGAUUGUUAUGAAAAAUUAAAAAGAAAAUGAAAAUGUUGGUCCAGGAUAAUAUAAUCCAAAUUACAAUUUUGUAAAGCCUCGUGCUUAAAAGGCUGUCAUUCCAAAAUAAGUAAAUUAGUAGGGUUCUUUGGAGAAAUUAGAUUAAAAAUAAAAGAUUAACUUAAAUGCGUCUUAAUAAAGCUAGAUAGAAUCUAUUGUUUAAUAGAACUUGGUUGGUUUAGUACCUAAAGAUUAAAAUACAAUUUAAGAACAUUUAGUCAGUUAGUAAGAAAGACCAGCUUCCGAUCAGAGAAUCAGAUAAAUUAAAGGUUAAAGAUAUAAAGCUGAACUUACAAGCCUUGUUAGUAGAGAUCCUAAAAAAAAGUAGAUAGGAGAAUAUAAUUUAGAAUUGCUUAUGAUUCGUGAAAGACAACUUGCAAAAGAUGAUUAAGGUCCUCCUCCAGGAAAAUAUUAUAAUUAGAAUCUCCACACUUCAUUUAAAGUUCAAUAUAAACCUUCUGAAUACUAAUGUUUUGAUUCGAGUUCAUAGAGAUUUGAGGAGAAUGGAAUUUUUAAAAAUAAAUUAGGUCCUGGUUAAUAUAAUUUAGUUGAUAUUAGCUAAGCAGGGGGGAUUUAACAAUCAAAUGCUAUUAAAUUUGGAAGGGAAAAGAGAGCAAUAAGCGAUUACGAAGCCAUUAAAAAUAAUAUACCUGGACCAGGAGAUUAUAAUCUUAAGUUAAUAUAGGAUAUAGGAAAUAUAGAAAAGUAUGAUUUAUACAAGCUGAAGUAGUCUAACUUAAAGUUUAAUUCUGUUUUUGGUAGUGGUUCAAGAAGGUUUACUGAUUAAAGACCUGGAAGUGAUGUAAAUCCUGGUCCUGGUUCAUACACAAUAAACGAUAAUAAUAAAACAAAAAAAAGAAAGAGGGUAAAAACCCUUUACAUGCAGAGUAAUAGCGAAGCAGUUUUACUGAAAAAUUAAUCAAAUAACCUAAGCUUUAAUGAUACUUCACUUUAAAUAAUUUAAAAUAAUAGAAAAAAUAACUAUGAAAAAACUAAAUAAUAAUCUAAUAAUAUGAGUUUUAAUGAUCAAAAUACAACAAAUUAUACAAGAAUAGUAGAGAUAGACGAUAUUUCUCAUAUGGAAGUGAAAAAUAUUAAUCAAAGUUAAAAUAAAUAACCUUAACAGAGCAGCUAUGUAUUUAAAUCAUAAACCAAUAGAUUCAGGGUUAAAAAUCAAUCAUUUGAUAAUAAACAUAAUUUGGAUGGAUCUGAUAAAUUAGGCCCUGGGUGCUAUGAGAUAGUUUAAGAUAUUCAAAAAUAAAAACAAACUUAUAAUAAAGGCAAAGAUUUACUAAACAAAUCACCUAGAAUUACUGAUAAAUUUGAAGGAAUAUAAAUCCCUAAGCUUGGUCCUGGCUAUUAUGAUCCUAAUAUUUAGUUAGUUAAGCCAAAAGCUCCGUGCACUACUAAGAUAUGA
Molecule: messenger RNA, 1863 nt
Organism: Tetrahymena thermophila SB210
Lineage: Eukaryota; Ciliophora; Oligohymenophorea; Hymenostomatida; Tetrahymenidae
Product: EF hand protein
Exons: 1
Source: RefSeq, a predicted model, not a curated record